CCGGGGCGGGCGGGUGACACUGUAGAACUAGCGCGCGUUUCCGGAAGUGUAGUGUUUAACGCGCGCGACAGAUACACUCUGUCACUGCGUAUAAGGGGACGAGCGAGACACCACGCUAAGGCUGGGAGUAAAAGUUGGACUAGGGCUCAUAACGACACGGAAUUAUUAAGGAUAAUUUCCUUCUGUUUGGACAUUAGUAGAAUUUCUUAUCUAGCGGAGUGCAUAACGUUUUACCGACUCAUACCAUUUCGGAUUGAGUUUGAAAUUAACAACUUUCUUAACCAGGAUUGACUUACUGGAGCACACUACAGGGACGUACAGGAAACAAAAGAAGCAGCAUGAAACCAUCUGGUGCCGCCCUCAGCGCUCUGUUGCCCCUCUUUGUAUUGUUGUCAUACACAGGUCUUUCCUUCGCAAGGUCUCUCUCCCUAGAUGAUACUUACUGGGUAGAUAAUGUCGACAAACGAAACUCUUGGUUCAGUAAAAAGUCACUAGAUGAAUUCGGCCCACUAUCUAAUGCAGCCAGCGCCAUAUCACAGCAGACAGAAGGAGACCAUUCCAGGCAACUUUAUAGUUGCUACGUAGAGACAUGUGUACCCGACUUCAUCAUCUGUGCCAAGCGAUCGAGGACACAGCGCGGUUUCAGCAUGUGUAAAAUGGAUCACAGAGUGUGCGCUAUCGAGUGCUGGACCCAGACAAACAAGGAGACGGGAGCGUAACCGGGACCGCAGCGGCCCUGGGACGGCCAAGAAACGGUCUGCAUCCGCCUUACAACAAGAUUCAGACCCGGAACGUACUGAUCAUUGUCAUCCUGCUUGUUUCACUGACAUGUCGUUAUCGUCGUCUAUCGUGUGUAGUCCGCUAGCACCCAGCCGUUGUGUUGAGACUCCAGUCCAUCACCUAGUAGUCAUCAUUCCGUUCAUUAUGGCUUACAUUGUUUCAUUGCGCUCUUCUUGUGUUUCUUUCCACGAUGAAUAAUACAGAAUAUAUUCCGUUAUGUUGCGAUUUGGGGGGGAACUAUCGGGUUCCAUAUAUCUGAGUUUAUCUUGCUGUUGAUCUUUAAUAGAUCAUAUGUCUUAGGAAACUGGUGUAGUAUUCUUUUCAAUGUGUAAAUUGCAUUUUGUAAUCUUUAAGGCUCAAGCAGAUGUAUUUUAUGUAACUUAUUCUAUUUCACAUAUACUACAAAUUGUAUUUUAACCCAGAAUAUUCUAUAUAUUUACGACUGUCGUACAGAGCGAUAGAACCCCGGCGGAUGCGCAUCUCAUUGUUAGAGGACUAUAUUUUGAAUACUACAAUCUGACAUCUCAGGAGGAUUACUACUUAAGAGACAAAUCAGAAAGUCAGUUUUGACCCCUUAACUGCACGAUAGUAACGGUGACAUUCACGGCAGAACCAGGACGUGAUUCGCUCGGCAGCCCGCUUACCAUAACAGCUUCCACUCAAUGAUAUACAAGUCGGCCCCUUGCCUGGGAGCAGGGUCUACUGAUAAAUUCAACCAAGCAAAGGAGCAGCUCAGUCGAGAUGUUUCACGGACUGGGUCGUCUGCUAACAUCCAUGUGAAUUUAAAGGGCUUAUCUCUUCUUAGGGAGUGUUUUGUUGGCUGUCAUGCCAGACGCCUUAGAGAAUGGUGCCGCCGCACGUGGCCCAGGAGGCCGCGGAAGGGGGAGGAGACUGCGUGUCGUGGGAAGGACUGCGAGUCUGCGAGGAGCAAGGCCCAGUUGCUAGCAAUGCACAACUACAGCAGAGAUACUGCUAUUUCCGGCAAUCUUCAAUAAAGGCAAUUCGUCUUGAA
Messenger RNA from Haliotis rubra (blacklip abalone), 1792 nucleotides. RefSeq lists its product as uncharacterized. The record is from RefSeq and is a predicted model, not a curated record. Bases 339 to 719 code for a protein of 126 amino acids. The transcript has 6 exons. NCBI's taxonomy places the organism in Eukaryota, Metazoa, Mollusca, Gastropoda, Lepetellida, Haliotidae.